AUGUGCACUUUAGAGAAGAGAGGCAAUAUCUAUAUCCUUACUUUAACUGGCUCGGAUGAGCACCGGUUAAACCCUAACCUCAUUGACUCCAUCCGCUCAGCGCUGCGUCGUGUUCUUGCUGAGCCAGCUUCCCCAUCCUCAGCUCUCAUCACCAAAGCCGAAGGCAAGUUCUUCUCCAAUGGCUUCGAUCUUGCCUGGGCUCAAUCAUCCCAACCACGUCUGGAACUCAUGUCCGCAAAGCUUCAGUCACUGGUAUCAGAAUUGAUAUCUCUGCCUAUGCCAACAAUAGCUGCAGUCACUGGCCAUGCAUCAGCAGCUGGAAUGAUCUUAGCUUUGAGUCAUGACUAUGUGCUCAUGAGGAAGGACAGGGGGUUUCUUUACAUGAGCGAGCUUGAUAUUGGACUUGUGUUGCCGGAUUGGUUCAUGGUGUUAUUGAAGUGCAAGAUCGGAGAUUCCAAAGUCACGCACGAGGUAGUUUUGACAGCAGCAAAAUUGACAGCAGAGAUGGCUGCAGUGAGGGGGAUUGUGCACUCGGCGCAUGAUAGUGCGGACGAGACAGUUGAGGCAGCUGUUAGGUUGGGGCAGGAGUUGGUGAAAAGAGGGUGGGAUGGUAACGUGUAUGGGAAGAAUAGGAUGGUGGUUUUGAGUGAGGCUUUGGAAAAAAUAGGGAAUAUGCCAGGGGAGAUUAAGACCACAUCAAAACUGUAA
Messenger RNA from Dovyalis caffra, 708 nucleotides. The record is from the annotation of a GenBank genome assembly. Lineage: Eukaryota; Viridiplantae; Streptophyta; Magnoliopsida; Malpighiales; Salicaceae.